GGCGGGGCGGCGCGGCCCGGCGCGGUUUGGGCGCUGCACCGCGGCAAGAUGGCGGACAGGGAGGAGGCGCUGAGGGAGUUCGUGGCCGUGACCGGCGCCGAGGAGGAGCGAGCGCGGUUCUUCCUCGAGUCCGCCGGCUGGGACCUCCAGAUUGCACUUGCCAGUUUCUAUGAGGACGGGGGUGAUGAGGAUAUCCUGACCCUUCCCCAGCCCACACCCAGCUCCAUAUCCAGAGGCACUGGAGCCAGUGACCACCGAGUAACCUCGUUCAGAGACCUUGUGCAUGCUCAGGAGGAGGAUGAUGAAGAGGAGGAGGGACAGCGGUUUUAUGCCGGCGGCUCAGAGAGGAGUGGGCAGCAGAUCGUGGGUCCUCCGAGGAAGAAGAGUCCCAACGAGCUGGUGGAGGAUUUGUUCAAGGGAGCCAAGGAGCACGGCGCCGUGGCCGUCGAUCGGACAGCCAAGAGCGGGGGCGAGACGAGCAAGCCAAAGCCUUUUGCAGGGGGAGGGUAUCGCCUUGGGGCUACUCCAGAGGAGGAGUCAGCUUAUGUGGCAGGAGAGAGGAGACCGAGCUCUUCUCAGGAUGUGCAUGUUGUACUGAAGCUCUGGAAGAGUGGAUUUAGCCUGGAUAGUGGAGAGCUGAGGAGCUACCAGGAUCCAUCCAAUGCCCAGUUCCUCGAUGACAUCCGCAGAGGGGAAGUCCCAGCUGAGCUGCGCAGGUUAGCACGGGGUGGACAGGUGAACCUGGACAUGGAAGAUCACCGUGAUGAGGAGUACGUGAAACCUAAAAGUGUCUUCAGAGCUUUUACUGGAGAAGGACAGAAGCUAGGCAGCACUGUGCCCCAGGUGAUGGGCACCAGCUCGCCAGCCCAGCAGGCAGAGAACGAAGCCAAAGCCAGUUCUGCCAUCGUGAUCGAUGAGUCGGAGCCCAUCACCAACAUCCAGAUCCGGCUCGCGGACGGCGGGCGCCUGGUCCAGAAGUUCAACCACAGUCACAGGAUCCGUGACAUCCGGCUCUUCAUAGUAGAUGCUCGGCCAGCGAUGGCUGCCACCAGCUUCGUCCUCAUGACCACCUUCCCCAAUAAAGAGCUGACUGAUGAGAACCAGACCCUGAAGGAAGCCAACCUGCUCAACGCUGUCAUUGUCCAGCGGUUGACAUAAAGGACCCCAGCUCUGGCCACACAACUGCAGCGUGCGGGGUCGUCUCCUCCCGCGCGUGUGCCAGCGCCGUGCCACAUAGGCCCACAUCUGCUCCUAGCUCUGGGUUCUUAGGUCUUGGUUGGACUUUUUCUCUUUAGUUGCAUUUCCCAUGGGGUUUUUUUGUGAUGAUGAUGAUGAUAAUGAUGAUCAAUGGACUUUAAAAUAAAGAAAUGAAACGAA
Messenger RNA from Serinus canaria (Common canary), 1377 nucleotides. RefSeq names its product NSFL1 cofactor (gene NSFL1C). Gene Ontology annotation, biological process: nuclear membrane reassembly; autophagosome assembly; membrane fusion. Bases 49 to 1158 code for a protein of 369 amino acids. Gene Ontology annotation, molecular function: ubiquitin binding. The record is from RefSeq and is a predicted model, not a curated record. The transcript has 9 exons. Lineage: Eukaryota; Metazoa; Chordata; Aves; Passeriformes; Fringillidae. Gene Ontology annotation, cellular component: cytosol; nucleus.